GACGUUUUUGUUUAAAACUUAAAUGGACCACACCUGGGAAGCGGCAUCUAGACGUCAUGGACUUACUAGAGGAUUAAAUACAUACAGGCUGUGGCACCUGUAAACAGUAAACAUGCAGCGGCGUAGACGCAUUAAUCCAAAGGAUGAUGCAAGAUUUUAUGUUACUGCUGAAAGUGACAAAGUGGGACUUGACAUCAAGUACAUCAAUGCUGUAAAAGGCCGUGGCAUCUUCACCUCUGUUCCAUUUGAAAAGGGAGACUUUCUAUUGGAAUACAGAGGUGAUCUAAUAAGCAAGCAAGAAUGUGAGAGGAGACGGAGCAUUUACCAUGACCUCCUCAAAGUGUUUAUGUUCGAGUUCCAUUUUAAUGGAAAACUGUGGUGUGUUGAUGCAGCAACAGAGAAUGGGUCACUUGGCAGACUUGUAAAUGACGACCAUAUGAACCCUAAUGCCAAGAUGAAGUACCUCACUGUACAAGGGAAGCCCCAUCUCUGUUUGUUUGCAGUUCGAGACAUAAGUCCAGGAGAGGAGAUCACCUAUAAUUAUGGUGACUCAGACUGGCCGUGGAGAUGCAAGGUGGUCGAAAUUUGACAUUUUGAAAUUGAUAGUUCUCAUAUAAGAAAUGCUUUAACCAUAGAACAUUUCACAUACCAAAAUACUGUACAUUUUCCAUCUAGCUCCAGGUAGAACAUGAUUUUUAUAGCUUUUGUUAGCAGUUUGUUAGCACCAUCAGUCCCCAUACCACCUACCCAGCACACCAUAGCAAAGAUGAUACUGACCAUUACAGACUGGUAGAAU
Perca flavescens (yellow perch) is the source of this 796-nucleotide messenger RNA. RefSeq names its product histone-lysine N-methyltransferase set-1-like. Gene Ontology annotation, molecular function: transcription regulator activity; histone H4K20 methyltransferase activity; protein binding. NCBI's taxonomy places the organism in Eukaryota, Metazoa, Chordata, Actinopteri, Perciformes, Percidae. Gene Ontology annotation, cellular component: polytene chromosome; nucleus. The transcript is spliced from 4 exons. The coding region runs from base 113 to 589 and encodes 158 amino acids. The record is from RefSeq and is a predicted model, not a curated record. Gene Ontology annotation, biological process: regulation of DNA damage response, signal transduction by p53 class mediator; regulation of transcription by RNA polymerase II.